Messenger RNA from Lachnellula hyalina, 2307 nucleotides. RefSeq names its product Dipeptidyl-peptidase (gene DPP5). The transcript is spliced from 3 exons. Gene Ontology annotation, molecular function: serine-type endopeptidase activity. Gene Ontology annotation, biological process: proteolysis. The record is from RefSeq and is a predicted model, not a curated record. NCBI's taxonomy places the organism in Eukaryota, Fungi, Ascomycota, Leotiomycetes, Helotiales, Lachnaceae. Bases 1 to 2307 code for a protein of 768 amino acids.
AUGCGGGGUUGGGUUGGUUCCGCGAGGGGCGUCAUCUCUGCUCCGAAUGGCAACACAUACAGACGACCUUCCUUUCUAAGAGAAGCUUCACGAGCAAAAUCGAAGCUUCAAAGCUCCCAAUUCUUCUCCCACCCAAAGAUCCGAGUCUCCCCAAUCAUCCAGAGCAACCUAAACACAAUGACAGUCCGUGCAAACAAAUUCACGCCCAAGGUGCUACUCUCUGCCCCUCGAAGAACACCUGCAACUCCUAACGCAGAGGGAACACUUGCUCUUUUCACGGUAUCGACCUACUCUUUCCAAACACACUCGAAGACCAACGAAAUCCGAGUUCUGGACAUAAAGACUGGACAGUCAAAACUUCUAGUCAGUGACUUGGGUGUGUCGGAACCAACAUGGCUUGGAGAAGGGAAUCUCGUCCUAUGGUUGAAAGGAGGAGAGAAAGGCACCACAAAUCUUGUCUUCGCAGACGCUGAGAACCUGGAGAAUAAACCAGAAAUAGUCCAGACGUUUAAUGGCUCAGUGUCCAACAUAAAAGUCACCCCAAUCGAUGCUCAAAAUAUCGCUCUUGCAGUGACUGGCCUUGCCACACCAUCCGGAGAACUAUACAAUUCAGAAACUGCAGAGAAGCCAAGGUCGACUGGCAGGGUCUAUGACAAGCUUUUUGUUAGACAAUGGGAUGCAUAUCUGACAGAGAACACGAGUGCUAUAUGGUAUACCACGUUGACGAAAGGGCUUGCGAAAGGGCCAUCCAUCGUAAAUGUAGAGCCGCUGAAGAACGCGCUGGCUGGUCAUUCAGUCUCUUUGGAAUCACCUGUUCCACCUUUCGGAGGUGCAGGAGACUAUGAUAUAAGCAAGAAUGGCAUUGUCUUCAUUGCAAAGGAUCCCAAGUUGGACCCUGCAAAUCAUACCAAAACUGACCUCUACUUCAUACCACUGAGGACCUUUAAAGAGGAACAAGCACCUUCACCGCAAAUAGUCAAGACCGGCAAUCUGAAAGGCUACAGUAGUUCACCAGCGUUCUCACCUGACGCCAAAUCUGUGGCCUUUGCUAGAAUGAAGAGCGAUCAAUACGAAUCUGACAAGCCACGUUUGCUUCUCGUCCCUGAUAUCACGGACCUUUCCAACGUUCAGGAGUUCUACGAGACCAAGGACGGUGAGGGUAAGUGGGACUUGAGACCAGAGGCCAUUGUAUGGAGCAAGGACGGCAAAGAGCUAUAUGUGACAGCUGAGGAGAAUGGCCAUGGGAAACUAUUCAAAUUGCCGGCUUCUCCACGCCAUGCAAAAGAUUUACCAACCGCUAUUAUCAGUGAUGGAACUGUCACCGAUGUCAAGGUACUUCCCAACAACCACCUUUUCAUCAGUAGCAACUCUUUGGUAGACAAUAGCGUUUACGCUAUCCACAACCCAGCAAAUACAUCUGAGUUCUCUGUUGUGUCUUCCAAUGCGAAGGGUGGUAAGACCUUUGGCUUGUCUCAACAUCAGAUUGGGGAGUUUUGGUACAAGGGUGCGGAAGACUAUAAAGUGCAUGCCUGGGUGGUUAAGCCUUCGUUCUUCAAGGAAGGCCAGAAAUACCCACUUGCAUAUCUUAUCCACGGAGGACCACAAGGGGCUUGGAACGAAAGCUGGUCAACUCGAUGGAAUCCAGCCGUGUUUGCUGAGCAAGGCUACGUGGUGGUUACUCCCAACCCAACAGGGAGCACAGGCUAUGGUAUGGACUUUCAGAACGGAAUUAGGAAUAACUGGGGAGGUAGGCCAUACGUCGAUCUUGUUAAGGGAUUUGAAUACAUCGAAGAGAAUCUCUCUUACGUCGACACCUCAAGAGCCGUCGCUCUCGGCGCAAGCUAUGGUGGCUAUAUGGUUAAUUGGAUCCAAGGACAUCCUCUAGGACGCAAGUUCAAAGCCCUUGUCACGCAUGAUGGUGUCUUCAGCACCCUCAAUCAAUACUCUUCCGAAGAGCUUUUCUUCCCGCACCACGAUUUCGGUGGAACGCUGUGGGAAAAUCGAGAAAAUUAUGAGAAGUGGGAUCCAGCAGCACAUCUCAAAGAAUGGGCUACCCCUCACUUGAUCAUCCACAACGAGCUGGAUUAUCGACUGCCAAUCGCGGAAGGACUGGCUCCGUUUAACGUCUUGCAGACAAAGGGGAUUGACAGCAAAUUCUUGACAUUCCCAGAUGAGAACCAUUGGGUUCUAAAACCAGAAAACUCUCUGGUCUGGCAUACAGAGGUCUUGGGGUGGAUUAAUAAGUACAGUGGCGUUGCGGAUGAGCAGGAGCACUUGAGGUCCAGCAUUGAGAACGUUACGAUCUAA